CCGCAAUGACUCCGUGUGUGUGUGCGCACCAACGAAGUGUGUGCGGCGAUUUACAUCAACCAUAUCCGCUAGCUGCCAUUAUAAUUUCUUUUCCUUUGCGACGUCAAACAAUCGACAAGUAAAAUGAGUUCGUUAAAACUCCAGAAACGGCUCGCAGCCUCGGUUAUGCGAUGCGGUAAAAAGAAGGUUUGGUUGGACCCAAAUGAAAUCAAUGAAAUCGCCAACACAAACUCAAGACAAAACAUUCGCAAGCUUAUUAAGGAUGGUCUUAUCAUUAAGAAGCCUGUUGUCGUACACUCCAGAUAUCGUGUGCGUAAGAAUACGGAAGCUCGCCGAAAGGGUCGUCACUGUGGUUUCGGUAAACGUAAGGGUACAGCCAAUGCACGUAUGCCAACCAAAUUUUUGUGGAUGCAACGUCAACGUGUAUUGCGUCGCCUGUUGAAAAAAUACCGUGACAGCAAGAAAAUCGAUCGUCAUUUGUACCACGACUUGUACAUGAAGUGCAAGGGUAAUGUGUUCAAGAACAAGCGUAUCUUGAUGGAAUACAUUCACAAAAAGAAGGCCGAAAAACAACGUACAAAGAUGUUGAACGACCAAGCUGAAGCCAGACGUCAAAAGGUACGUGAAGCACGUAAACGACGUGAAGAACGUAUUGCCACCAAAAAACAAGAGCUCCAACAAAUCCACGCUGAAGAGGAUAAAACAGCCGCAGCCGCCGCUGCUAAAAAUUAAUUAAUUUAACCAAUUUUUUUGUGCAAAUUAAUUGAUUGAAUACAAUUUAAAUACAACCACACACACA
This is a messenger RNA of Contarinia nasturtii (swede midge), 799 nucleotides long. RefSeq names its product 60S ribosomal protein L19 (gene RpL19). The transcript has 3 exons. Gene Ontology annotation, biological process: translation. NCBI's taxonomy places the organism in Eukaryota, Metazoa, Arthropoda, Insecta, Diptera, Cecidomyiidae. Gene Ontology annotation, molecular function: RNA binding; structural constituent of ribosome. The record is from RefSeq and is a predicted model, not a curated record. The coding region runs from base 124 to 732 and encodes 202 amino acids. Gene Ontology annotation, cellular component: ribosome; cytosolic large ribosomal subunit.